AUGCUGUCCAGAGGCAAUGUAGCUCCAGGGGAAUGGAUGCUACAUCCUCAAACGGUUCUGAAAAUCUGGUCUGUCUGGAAGGCAGAGGUCAACCUCUUCGCCUCAGAAGACAACUCUUACUGCCCCACUUAUUUCUCAAUACAGCGAGACGCUCUGGCCCACGACUGGCCCAAUCCUCACCUUUUGGACCUGGCCUCAUGUGACGUGUACCACGUGCUAACGUUUUUGCAAGAGCCGAUGGAUAACGGGCAUGCCCCUUCCACGCUCAAAGUAUAUGUGGCAGCUAUCGCAGCGAAGCAUCGCAGCGAUCUGAUCUUUAAGUUCUUGAAGGGUGUCCAGAGGCUGAACACUCCUCGUCCUCAGACGGUGCCGUCACGGGACUUGUUAACAGUCCUGAAGGCCCUGCGAGGCCACCCUUUCGAGCUGCUUAAAUGUAAUACAGUUGAUGCUUUUAUUCACCACAGCUUAAACUUGCGCGAGUUUAAAUUUGCUCAGACGCUGAUUUUUGCCAUUGAGGAGAUUAAUAACAGCACACAGUUGUUGCCUGGUAUUUCUUUGGGCUAUAAGAUAUAUGACUCAUGUCGCUCUUUCACUCAAACAAUCCUCUCAGGCAUGGCUUUGAUGAACGGUUAUGAAGACACUUUGAGUGAUACAUCCUGCCGUAGACCACCAGCUGUUCAUGCCAUUGUUGGAGAUUCAGCAUCCUCAUCCACCAUUGGCUUGGCAUCUGUCGUUGGUCCAUUCAGCUUACCUGUUAUCAGUCAUUUUGCCACAUGUGCAUGCUUGAGUGACAGAAAAAGGUAUCCAUCCUUCUUCAGAACAAUAUCCAGUGAUUAUUACCAAAGCAGAGCUCUGGCUCAGCUUGUCAAGAACUUUGGCUGGACCUGGGUUGGGACAGUUAGGAGUCGCAAUGACUAUGGUAAUAAUGGAAUUGCAGUAUUUGAGGAGGCUGCAAAAGAAGAGGGGGUUUGUAUUGAAUACUCAGAGGCCAUAUUAAACAAUGAUCCACAAGAACAGUUUCUGAAGACACUGGAGGUGAUCAAAAAGGGCACCGCCAGGGUUGUGCUUGCUUUUAUUGCAUUAGGAGAUUUUCUCCCCCUCCUGAAAGUAAUUUUGCAACACAACAUCACAGGGAUACAGUGGGUUGGCAGUGAAUCCUGGAUCACUUCUCGAACUCUUGCAGAAACAAAGGAAUACAGUUUCCUUUCUGGAGCUGUGGGUUUUGCUAUAGCAAAUGCCAAAAUUAUGGGCCUGCGAGAGUUCCUAGUGAAUGUGCACCCUGAUCAAGAACCAAAAAAUGAACUUUUAAAAGAAUUUUGGGAAAUAGUUUUUCAGUGCUCGUUCAGGAAAAUUGGCAGUAAUGGCUGUACUGGUUCAGAGAGACUUGCAGAGCUGCAAAAUGAAUAUACUGACAUAUCAGAGCUACGAAUAGUAAAUAAGGUGUACACUGCAGUGUAUGCCGUCGCAUAUACACUACAUAACAUAUUAAAAGACUUCAGAUCCUCCAGCAACAGCAGCAAAAUAGGAUGGCCUAUACCACAAAUGGUGUUGAAGUAUAUGAGAGAUGUGAGAUUCACUGUUAAAACAGGUGAAGAAAUAUUUUUUGAUGAAAGUGGUGAUCCAGUAGCACGAUAUGACCUUGUUAACUGGCAGCCUGCUGAGGAUGGAAGUAUGCAGUUUGAGCAUGUCGGCCUCUAUGACAGCUCACUGCCUUCAGAACAUCUUCAAGUCAAUCAGGAACACAUACUAUGGGCAGAGAAAAGUGGACAGUUGCCUGUGUCCGUGUGCAGUGAGACCUGCCCCCCCGGCACUAGGAAGGCUGUGCAAAAAGGUCGACCUGUCUGCUGUUAUGACUGUAUUCCAUGUGCAGAAGGAGAAAUCAGUAAUGGCACAGAUUCUAGUGACUGCUUUCCUUGUGAUUUGGAGUACUGGUCGAAUGAAAGGAAAGACAGAUGCGUAUUAAAAGUGGUUGAAUUCCUGUCUUAUACAGAAAUCAUGGGGAUGGUGUUCUGUAUUUUUUCCUUUAUUGGAGUGUUAUUAACAGCAAUGGUAUAUUUUCUGUUUUAUCUUCAUAAAGAAACAUCUAUUGUAAGAGCCAACAACUCAGAAAAAAAAAAGAAGAAGAAGAAGGAAAUGUAUGUACACAGGUUUAAACCUUUUAUGUUGAAGCGAGAAAUCAAGGAUGUGAUCUAUAAGCAUUUGGUGGAGCAGGGAGUUUUGUCGGAGGUGAGUGAAGCAGGUGUUGCAGAUCAGUUGCCAGUUUCCGUGGAUCCUCGUGGUGCAGUGAAGCGAGAAAUCAAGGAUGUGAUCUAUAAGCAUUUGGUGGAGCAGGGAGUUUUGUCGGAGGUGACUGAAGCGGGUGUUGCAGAUCAGUUGCCAGUUUCCGUGGUAUCACUGAGUGAAGCCCAGUCUGAGUUGCAGCAUAUUCGCAUCCUCCGUGAUACUGGCGCUGCCCGAUCGUUUAUCCUACAAAGUGUGUUGCCAUUCUCUGAACAGUCAAGCUGUGGUUCCAAUGUGCUGGUGCAAGCCGCUGUUGAGCUGACUGAUUUGUCAGACCAUCCAGUGGCAUACUACUUUGAGGAUGAUGUAUUGAUGCUAUCACUGAGUGAAGCCCAGUCUGAGUUGCAGCAUAUUCGCAUCCUCCGUGAUACUGGCGCUGCCCGAUCGUUUAUCCUACAAAGUGUGUUGCCAUUCUCUGAACAGUCAAGCUGUGGUUCCAAUGUGCUGGUGCAAGCCGCUGUUGAGCUGACUGAUUUGUCAGACCAUCCAGUGGCAUACUACUUUGAGGAUGAUACUGGAGAUAAAGUUCUCAUCUUACUUCCAGUGCCAGGUUCAGCACUCCAAGCUAAGUUCACUGGUCCUUACGACAUAAAGGAGAAACUAGGAGACACUGACUAUGUAGUUGAUACCCCUGACCGCAGAAGAAAGUCACGCCGACUGAUGUCCAUAGUGUUGUCUGAUGUGUCCAAUUGUGAGGCCUUUUUGGAUGAUGUGGUGUGCUAUGCUGAUACUUGGGAAGACCAUCUCUAA
This is a messenger RNA of Sinocyclocheilus rhinocerous, 3030 nucleotides long. Its product is annotated as vomeronasal type-2 receptor 1-like. Gene Ontology annotation, cellular component: plasma membrane. The coding region runs from base 1 to 3030 and encodes 1009 amino acids. Lineage: Eukaryota; Metazoa; Chordata; Actinopteri; Cypriniformes; Cyprinidae. Gene Ontology annotation, biological process: G protein-coupled receptor signaling pathway. Gene Ontology annotation, molecular function: G protein-coupled receptor activity. The transcript has 16 exons. The record is from RefSeq and is a predicted model, not a curated record.